GUGUUUUCAUGUCUCGGAGUAUGUGAGAACGAGUGCAGUGACACACAUCAUCAUAACCAAGCUGAAGACUCUACUUGAAGGACUAUUGGGGCUUACUGGAUGGAUGUUUGUGAUUUGGAUUUCUGAGGGAUUUUCACUCCAACUUUGAAUGGAUCAUGCGUAUGAAUAAGAGCUGAGAAGGAUAAUCUGCUUACAUUUUGAAGAGAGGUUUUUACGCACCAGUAGCACCAUGCCAGUCACGUUCGGAGAACUAAGCACCCUCACCACUCCUCUUUCAGUGGUGCGUCUCUGCGCUUUGCUCUUCAGCUGCCUCACUUUCAGCCUGGCCUCCUUCUCCUCCCAAAGCAAUGCAUCCACUCCGGAAAACAUUGAAUACGGUAUCACUUUUAAAAGAUUCUGCAUGGUUACAUGGUGCCUCUUCUUUGUCCUUACCUUCCUUGUUAUGCUGAUCCAUUUCAUCCAGUUCCAUAACUUGUUACCGCUUUCCUGGAAGAACCUCACAGCCACCGUAGCAGCACUUGGUGCACUCAUGACGUUUUCUGCCUCCUUCGCCUUCACUUGGACCUUAGUGAAUCAUCAAUCUGGAACAACUGAUCCGAAAAGCAUAGCAGCUGCCGUGGGCUCCUAUCUCACCUCGCUGGCUUACAGCGAAGAGCUCCAUUUGAUUCGCUCACAGAGCGAUGGCCAGCAGCGAGGCUACAUGGCAACCGUACCUGGACUUCUCAAGGUGCUGCAGGUAUUCGGAGGAUGCGUCGCACUGGUGCUGAUCAACAGCAUCCAAAACGACCAGAAGUGGAGGACCUACGUGUCAUUUAUAACCUACAGUGUGUGCCUGCUUCCGACUGUAGGCACGGUCCUGGUGAUGGUACUGGACUGUGCGGCUCGCAGCCCCGUGCCUUUUGACCGGCUCCUCGCUAGCUUCAGUCUGCUGGGAGUGAUCAUGUACACCAUCAACACGGUUGUUUGCUUCUCGCAAGCACUCGAGAUUAACAAAGAUGGUCAAAAAGUUGUUAUAAUGAGCGAGACAGUGAUGUCAUGCAUCACUUUGCUGGCCUACACGGUGGACCUGGCUUUCUCUGUUAAACUCCUGUGUGACCGAAAUUAAGGAGGGACACCGAACUGUGGAGGACGUUGCAUGUUAGUUAAGGCAUGGGUGAUGUUGCACAAGCUUGUGUCUUUUGGUUAUUAUGGUAAAUUAUCAUAAUGGCAAAGAUGACUAUUUCCAUGCUGUAUUCUGAGAAAUACCAUUUACGCUUCAGGAUAAAUAAAUCAGAUGUCAAAUGGUUUUGAUCACAGCUCACAAUUUUGAAACUAUCCUAAACAACACUUUUUAGUUUGUUUUCUUUUGUUUUAAAGAAACUGGAAACUUAAAUCACUCUAAAUGACCGCUUUAAUAAAUCUAUGAAGUGAAAACCUUUUAAAACUGACAGCGGUAAUGGUUUUUUAGACAAAUAUAUGUAUGUCCUGGCCUGUUCCUGUAAGAUCUGGGUUGUUUCCAGUGAAAUAAAAGUCACUUUUUGUUUUUAAACGAGGCCGCUGCUUACGAGGCAAAUAUUGGGAAUAUAAGGGAAUGUAAUAUAUGAUUAUUUAAUAAGUAAUCAAUGUUUUGAUUCAAGUCGCAUUGAUUUGUGUAUCUGACGGAGCCAUUUUACCCUGAAAUAAUGGAUUGAUCCGAUUCACUGCGUGACCUUGUUCAUUGGGGAUCUUUAUUUCCAAAUCUGUUUACUAGCCAGUUGAUAUUAGUUGUGAUGUCAGAAUUAGAUCGUUAAUGCAAAUAAGUGGUUUUGAAAUUUCAAAAUGUGAAUCCAAUUAAGAUGAAUGUCUAGAAGAAAAAAGGUUUGUUAAUCUGUUGUGUACUGUGGAAAAAGCUGAAGCAGAAAAUGUCAGAGAAAAAGUAUAAAAUAAAGGACUUUAGCCAAAUGUUCUAAAGUAGUUUUGAACCAAUUAUUUGAAGCGAAGGAUUUCCUGAUGCUUAUCUUUCUGAGCUAAUUGUUUAUCCGGUUACUUAAACUGUUGAGGUGUUUUUAGCUGCUGGUGUUUUCAAAUUUAAGUCUUCCGUCACUUUGGAGAAUGUACUGUUUUUGCAGUUCUCUCUCUCUCUCUCUCUCUCUCUCUCUCUCUCUCUCCCUCUCUCUCUCUGUCUCUCUCUCUCUCUCUC
This is a messenger RNA of Hemibagrus wyckioides, 2158 nucleotides long. Its product is annotated as myeloid-associated differentiation marker homolog. The transcript has a single exon. Gene Ontology annotation, cellular component: membrane. Bases 230 to 1105 code for a protein of 291 amino acids. The record is from RefSeq and is a predicted model, not a curated record. Lineage: Eukaryota; Metazoa; Chordata; Actinopteri; Siluriformes; Bagridae.